Messenger RNA from Vollenhovia emeryi, 1616 nucleotides. RefSeq names its product high choriolytic enzyme 1-like. Gene Ontology annotation, molecular function: zinc ion binding; metalloendopeptidase activity. The coding region runs from base 195 to 1436 and encodes 413 amino acids. NCBI's taxonomy places the organism in Eukaryota, Metazoa, Arthropoda, Insecta, Hymenoptera, Formicidae. The record is from RefSeq and is a predicted model, not a curated record. The transcript has 5 exons. Gene Ontology annotation, biological process: proteolysis.
UUCACUGGCGAUUGCUAUGAUUCUAAUAAUCCAUCUUCUAACAACGGUCCCUGAAUUUAAUUUACUCACGAUGAUAUAUCGAGUUACUCACUAUUGGACCACCGGCGAAAAGUAUUAUAACGUAUCAACUGUGAUAUACGCCGGAUUAGUUAUAAUGCAAUUGUACGUUCACGCUGGUGAUUAAACGUCAGUCUAUGCUCGCAGUUCACCCGAGAAAGAUGCAGGGAGCUCAAUAUCUUCGUGGCUUGUUUCCUUUGACAUUGGCGCUUUUAUCAAGCAGCUGGUUUGUCACGAGCAUUAAUUCGUAUCCGACGCAACUUAUCGAUUCCUGGACAAGACCGCCACCAAUAACACUCAAAUUGAUGAAAACAAGACGGAUCACUUCCAGGGCGAAAAUUAGAUACAGACUUGAUUCAUGGUCGCAGUACGAUAAUCCAGAAGAAGGUGUACAACGAGAAGGCGACAUAUUCCAGCCGACAUCGAGAAAAACCACGACGCUGAAUAAGACUUUACUGUGGCCCAAUGGUGUCGUCAAUUACUACGUCCAUUCGUCCAUAGCUAAUGAGCCGAUGAAGUUCGCCGUGCUGGAGGAUGCGCUGCGUAUCAUAAUGUCGAAGACGUGCGUUAAAUUCGUGCGUCUUCACGAAUACGCAAAGCUCCCGGCGAACAAUUGGGUCAACGUCACGGGCCACCGGAAGGGCUGCUUCUCCGAUUUAGGACGCAACGUGUACGAGCCUACCACUUUAAACCUAGACGUGAACGGGUGCUUCCGCGUAAUCGGACACGCGAUACACGAGAUGUUGCACACCCUGGGUGUAUAUCACGAGCACAUGAGGCCGGACCGAGACAAACACAUUACUAUAAUAUGGGAAAACAUCAGAAAGGAGGAUGUAUUCAACUUUCACAUAUUAAACAAGAGUAUUGUGACCGAUUAUGGAUUACCGUAUGACUACAACAGCAUAAUGCACUAUUCUAUGACGGCGUUUUCGACUAACAGGUCGCAUCCUACAAUAGUACCUACGUCGUCUUCCGUGGAGAUUGGCCAGAGAAGCCAUUUGUCACAUUACGAUAUACAAAAAUUGCUAAUUGCUUAUAACUGCAAUGCCGGUAUUAAGAAAUUGAGACAUAACAAGAAGAAACUCAACUUGAAGAAGCUCCAGAAACUUUCUAAUCAUGGAAAAUCACUGCAACCACAAUCACUGGAUAAAACAAUUAAUGAAACAGAAGUGAAGUCACAAAUGCCGACAAUCAUUACACAUAGUUCAAUAUUAAACAAAAUAGAUGAUAAAAAUGCUGAUCUAGCAAAGGCAAUGGAUAGAUUUAAUCAAGUGGCUUUUCUCAGAUCUACGUAUCCUAGUGAGCCUAAUUAUUAUCCUGUACCCCUGAAUCCAAUGUACUUGUAUAUAAAUCUUCACUUUUAUUUGCGUAAGAAAUGAAAAAAAAUAUAUAUAUGCAAAACAAGCAGAAAUUUUAAACAAGAUUAAAAAUAAAUUUAAUUGAUGCUAAUGACGAAUAUAUACAUAUAUAUACAACACUUCACAAAGUAAAUUUACAAAACGCUUGAAUUGUAUUAUCAUUAAUUAUGACUAUUAAUUUUACAAGAAACUUUAAACAGA